Molecule: messenger RNA, 129 nt
Organism: Cylicostephanus goldi
Lineage: Eukaryota; Metazoa; Nematoda; Chromadorea; Rhabditida; Strongylidae
Source: the annotation of a GenBank genome assembly
AUGUCGUUCUUUUUUGGAUUUGUCAUAUUCUGCCUCUUCUACUUUCUUGUUUAUCCCAACAUCCACACUCAGCUAGUAGACGAAGACUGCGAACGUGCUGCUGCCGAAUGGUUUGCUGAUAUUCAGUGA